Molecule: messenger RNA, 4454 nt
Organism: Octopus bimaculoides (California two-spot octopus)
Lineage: Eukaryota; Metazoa; Mollusca; Cephalopoda; Octopoda; Octopodidae
Product: 3'-5' RNA helicase YTHDC2
Cellular component (GO): intracellular anatomical structure
Molecular function (GO): ATP binding; helicase activity; protein binding
Source: RefSeq, a predicted model, not a curated record
AUUCAAAUCGGUUCCUUACAGUUACUAAAAAGAACAACAAUGUCACACAGCGCCAAGUUGCCACUUUCAACCUGGAAAAGAACUCAAGACAACACAUAAGAACCCUAAUGCAAAGAUAUCCCCUUACAAACAAAGAACGGCAAGAUUUAUUUCCCAAGCCUGAGAAAUCCUUGGGUGAUGGCAGAGACAUCAUGAAAACUUCAGUUGGUCGCCUCAGUAACGGCGUGCCACAGGUUCCUCCUAAAAGUGGAGAAUCUACAGUGUCAGGACUUCGCGAGACGUUACCCAUCUACCAACAUGCUGAUGAAAUUCUACAAGCACUGGACAGCCACCAGGUUGUGUUAGUAACGGGUGAAACUGGUUCUGGAAAAACCACCCAGGUGCCACAAAUAAUUCUGAAUGACCACCACAAUAAAGGGAAGCUGUGUAGAAUAUUCUGUGCCCAACCACGCAGAAUUGCUGCCUUAUCUAUUGCCGAGAGAGUUUCUGCUGAACGAGGAGAAAAGAUUGGCCAGAUUGUCGGCUACCAGAUACGUCUUGAAAGCAAGGUGUCGCCACGAACUUUGUUGAUUUUCUGCACCACUGGAGUAUUACUGAGGACACUUAUGGGGAGUGAUGCUGCUUUGAACACUGUUACACACAUCAUUGUCGAUGAAAUUCACGAAAGAGACAGAUACAGUGAUUUCCUGCUCAUAACCUUACGAGAUGUACUUCCACGUUUCAAGAAUCUGAAGUUGGUUUUAAUGAGUGCAGCAUUAAAUACUGAACUGUUUAUUAAUUAUUUCAGCAACUGUGCUUUCGUAAGCAUUCCAGGAACAUUAUUUGAGGUGAAAGAAUAUUUUUUAGAAGAUGUAUUGAAAUGGACCAACUAUUCCACCAAAGCCAUGGAAAGAUCUAAAAGAGAAUUAUCAAAUGUGGAGAAACAACAGAAGCAAUUAAGUGACUGGUGUAGCAGAAAAUUAAGCCUGACUAACGAAUCCGAAGACAAGCCUUACCGAACUAAAAUGGCUGGUAAAAACUUGGAAGUGUUAGAUAAAGCCCUAGAGAAGUCUGUAGAGGAGAAAGACGAACUUGAACCCUGGUUGAUUAAAGAAAUGGAUCAACUUCUCACGGAUGCUUGGCUCACUGACAGUGAAGAAGCUUUUGAGCAGAUUUUCAAUUUAAUUAUUAACGAGAGCAUCAGUGUCGACUACAAGCAUUCUGAAACCAGUGCGACAGCGUUAAUGAUAGCCACCGGUCGAGGCUACUUUGAUGUAGUCGAAAGGUUGUUGAGUCUGGGAGCAAGCGUCAAUGUCCAGGCAUCCAAUGAUUGGACUGUCUUUGAAUGGGCUAAGAAAUUCCAAAGAGCUGAGAUUCUGGAGCUUCUGGAAAGUUAUCGGAAUUCUCCAGAGGACAAUGUCACAUCGGACACAGUUCUAGUGAAGUCAUCUGAAAAUAUGACACCCCAAGACAGAGAACUUUUGAACAUCUACCACCAGUGUUUUGAUGAUGACAAAAUUGACAAAGACCUCAUCAUGUAUCUUAUCCAUAAGAUAUGUACUACUUCUUCUGAAGGUAAGUUAUAUAUUCUCUUUAUGCUACACUCCUCUAUGCAGUCACUGGAUCAGAAACGAGUUUUUAAACCAUCUCCUCCAGGAGUGAGGAAAAUUAUUCUCUCAACAAACAUUGCUGAAACAAGUCUCACCAUUAACGAUGUUAUCUACGUAAUUGACUCAGGGAAAAUGAAAGAGAAAUCCUUUGAUGCAUUUUGUUCUGUGACCAUGUUAAAAACUCAUUGGGUUUCCAAAGCAAAUGCUUUACAGAGAAAGGGCCGUGCCGGACGAGUUCAACCAGGUGUUUGCUAUCACUUGUUCAGCAGAAUACGUCACGACAACCUGGAGCAAUACCAAGUCCCAGAACUGUUACGGUUACCCCUACAUGAACUCUGUUUGCAAACCAAAAUGAUUGCCCCUUCAAGCACAUCCAUUGCUGACUUUCUCUCCAAUGCUAUCCAAGCUCCCAGUUUCCUUAUCAUCCGCAAUGCUCUCCAGCUGUUGAAGCAAAUCGAUGCCUUAGAUCCUUGGGAAGAUCUAACUGAAUUGGGCCAUCAUUUGGCAGACUUCCCCAUUGCUCCGUCUCUUGGUAAAAUGGUACUUUAUUCUGUGGUCUUGAAAUGUCUGGAUCCAGUCUUGACCAUUGUUUGUUCCCUUGCCAACAAAGAUCCUUUUUUAAUUCCUGGUCAACCCUCUCAAAGAAGAGCUGCCAAUUUAGUUAGGAAGAAACUGUCUGCCAACACAUACAGUGAGCAUAUGAUUCUGCUCAGAGCCUUUCAGGUGAGUAACAGUGUUAUUCAAGCCCAGCUUCUUGGACAAUUGCGUGCUUCAGGGUUUGUGAGAGCACGAGGCGGAGGUGACAUAAGAGACUUGAAUAUAAAUUCCGAGAAAUGGUGUGUUGUGAAAGCUGCCCUCUGUGCAGGUUUAUAUCCGAAUGUACUUCGGAUUGAUCGUGUUACAGGACAGUUAUUAUCAGCAAAAGAGAUGAAAAUACGGUUGCACAAUUUGUCCGUGUUCAGUCCCAAUCUGUCAGCGAGCCAGCGUAACACUGACCUCUCUUCGUUCCCUUCAGACUGGAUUAUCUACGAGGAGAUGUCCCGUAACAGUAGUUUGGCCUUUGUACGCUGUUGUACAGUCAUCUCACCCAUCACCGUCGCCUUAUUUGCAGGGCCUGCCAAGUUGUCCCCAGAGGUCAUUAAAGAAGCAGAAAGUGGACAGAUUGAUGAUAGAAAAUGCCAUGAUUUCACCAGGCCCCAUGAUCUUGAUAAUGUCAGUGACAGUGGAGAGGAGGAGAAUGAGGAACUGAAGAAAUCUUCGCUUCGUCUCGAUGAAUGGUUAUCUUUCCAAGUUGAUUCUGAGAGUUCUUCCUUAGUUCUUCAGUUGAGACAGAAGUGGUACAGUUUGUUUAUCAGACGAAUGCGAGCCCCGUCAAAACCUUGGACUCAAACCGAUGAGGCUAUUGUGCGAGCUAUUGUCGAAGUGUUGGUAACAGAAGAGAGAGAACUUGGCUUGCAACAGCCUGCAGGUAUUGGACAGAGACCCAUUUCAAUGGCUGCAGAAUCAAUUCUCUCUAGUGUUGGUAACCAAAGUUGUAUUGAUUCUGAAGACCAGAAUGAAGACCGAUCGCGGAUGGCAAAGCGAAGUUCAGCAAUAAGUACCUCUUCCAAAAAGAAAGAUUCCACAAGCAACAACCAGCGCAACUUGGACACCUCAUUCAGCAAGUCCAUCUGGACUACGUCACCGAAUAAUGAGAAGAAACUCAACAAGGCUUUCCAGGAUGGCAAAACGGUCUACUUGAUAUUCUCAAUCCAAGGAAGUGGCUGUUUCCAAGGUUAUGCUAAAAUGUUAUCUACAUUUAGCAAAGAUCGAAGUGCAGAGUAUUCUAUGCCAGGUCUAGGUGCUACUUGCACAGUUGACUGGUUGAAAAGGGGAAACAUUCCCUUCCACAAUGUCCAGCAUCUUUCAAACCCUUGGAACGACAACAAGAGGAUACAAGUGAGCCGUGAUUGUCAGGAAAUCGAGCCAUUUGUUGGUGAGACUCUACUAAAACAGUGGGAUAAAUUAGGUCCUCACUACAACCAGAAGCGGCCAAUAACGAAGAGCAGUUUGGAGAACAGCAGCCACCACACUAGCAACAAACCACUGUAUACGCAGGCAAACAACUUGCCGAAUACUGCUCUGACACUCUCCGCUGGCCUCAAUGGUUGCCCUGAGCCUGGAGCUUAUAAUCUCACUGGUGGAGACAUCUUCUCAAACCCUUUCCAAGGUGGGCCGAUGAACGCGAAGGGCUUGGUUGCCGGCUCGAAACAGAGCAACAACAUCAACCAGUACCUCGGCCCGCACAACUUUGGCAUGUCUGGUAAUGGAAACAUGCUGAAAGGUGGUGGUGGUGGUGGCAAAAGUGCUUCUUCUUCUUCUGCUAGUCAUCACUAUAGCAACAAACACGGAAAUGGUAACUACGGCAACACCAGCGGCAGCAGCAUCGGCAACAGCAGCCACCAUCACAGCAAUCACCAAAACAACAACAACAGCAACAACAACAAUAAAUAUCUGUAUCGAGGUGGUGGAGGCAACAUGGCGAACUCUGCGUCCCAUCCGUGCCACUCUAGUGGCCACCUCCUCGGCAUCUACCAGGGCCACCGCCACCAGAACAUGAUCGGCGGCAAUGCAGCAGGACAAGAAACAAAAUAUGGAAAUACUCUUCUCAGUGUCGUAUACCAUACGUUCAUUCUGAAAGUACUCCUGUCCGUGACACAGGGACAAGAUGCUGAAUAUGGAAGUACUCCUGUCUAUGUCAUACACCAGUCAUUCAUUCUGAAAGCACUCCUUUCCAUGAAACAGAGACAAGAUGCUGAAUAUGGAAAUACUCCUCUCAAAUGUCAUAUACCAUACAUUCAUUCUGAAAGUACUCCUCCAAAUUAA